Molecule: messenger RNA, 622 nt
Organism: Purpureocillium takamizusanense
Lineage: Eukaryota; Fungi; Ascomycota; Sordariomycetes; Hypocreales; Ophiocordycipitaceae
Gene: MIC10
Product: Mitochondrial inner membrane organizing system component
Exons: 2
Coding region: 148-423 (91 amino acids)
Cellular component (GO): MICOS complex; mitochondrion; mitochondrial inner membrane
Source: RefSeq, a predicted model, not a curated record
CCGCAUGCUGAGUUGAAGCUGUUGCGAGCUCUCACUCCCACCGAUCUCCCCAACGCUCAGGUAGGGAACACUCCUGCUAAUGGCUUCAGCUUUCGCACCGGAACUAAUUGCCGCUCAAGAAACGAAACAGCACCCGCCAUUGUCACAAUGUCCGACACGGUCGUCACUCGUCCGCCCCCGAGCGCCAUUUCCAGGCCUGUGAGCGAGGCGCUGCUCAACGAGAAGUGGGACCGCUGCCUCUCCAACCUCCUCGUCAAGUCCACCCUCGGCCUCGGCUUCGGCGUCGUCUUCUCCGUCCUCCUGUUCAAGCGGAGAGCAUGGCCCGCGUUUGUGGGAGUCGGCUUCGGCGCCGGCCGGGCGUACGAGGAGUGCAACUAUAGCCUCAAGCAGGCCGCGCGGGACCUCAAGAAGCAAAAGGCAUAGAGCGGGCGGGCUGAUUGGGGGUCGACGGAAUCGUCCGGCACGGGAAAACGAGCGUUCAACGAUGUACAAAUUACAACAUGGCAAUUGGGCAAGGGUCCGCGAGUAGGACGGCAUAGACUGCGUCGCAAGCUUGUACGAAACAAACUUGCGUCAAUUGAGGCGAUUUGCUUAGCUUGGAACUCCCACCGCCGCGCUCAAC